Messenger RNA from Blastocystis hominis, 1476 nucleotides. RefSeq lists its product as hypothetical. Gene Ontology annotation, biological process: plasma membrane tubulation; endosomal transport; endocytosis. The transcript has 5 exons. Gene Ontology annotation, cellular component: cytoplasmic vesicle; plasma membrane. NCBI's taxonomy places the organism in Eukaryota, Bigyra, Opalinata, Blastocystidae. Bases 1 to 1446 code for a protein of 481 amino acids. The record is from RefSeq and is a predicted model, not a curated record. Gene Ontology annotation, molecular function: phosphatidylinositol binding.
AUGCGUCCCUAUACGACUUAUUUGGUGACUCUGUAUCCGUUGAAAGUGGAACUGCGUCGUCGCUACAGCGAGUUCGACAAUUUGCGCGAGAUCCUUCUUCGCCGCUAUCCUGCAAUGCUGCUGAAUCCUCUCCCUCCGAAGAAGGCCGUGAACAACACCAGCGAAGAGACGGUCUUGCUGCGAAUGAAGAGCCUCGAGAAGUGGCUGAAUGACGCGGUGGCCAUUCCCUACAUCCGCAUGGAUGUGACCUUCCGUGACUUUAUCAGCGCGCAGUCCAUCAACUGGGGCCGCUUCCCGGAGAAGGAUUCGCUGAAUCUGCACAACGUCGAGGUGAAGAGCAAGAAGGGGAGCGUGCAGAACGAGGGAUUCGAGAAGUAUCAGGAGUACAUGCAGCACAUCAAGUGUCCGGAGGAUGUCGAGGCCUCGCUGAAGACGUUCAAGGAGCAAGUGGAAUCGCUGGUGGCGGUGACGCGGAAGACAGUGGAGUCGAUCCAGACGAUGAUCGCGCGGCAGAAUGCCUUUACCCAGUCCAUCGACGUCAUGUCGACGAACAUGAAGGAGUUGCUGGAAACCACCAAGAAUAUGAACUACCAGAGCUUGAAGGUGGACGACAAGAUGAUGCAGGACAACGAGGUCAUCGGAAAGAUCCUGGAGUCCACGUCCAAGGCCUGCGAUUCGUGGUUCUUCGCCGCCGACUUCAUUCCGAAUCGCGGUGGUCGCGCUCUGGGCGACGAAAUGGAGUUCGUGCUGCUGCAGACGGAGGGACUGCAGGAGCUGUUCGACCGUCGCUGGCAGUAUCUUAACCGCUACGUGGACAUCUGGCACAAGAAGGACGCCGCGCUCUUCGAGGUGCACGUGAACAAGCGCAAGGGAAACAAGGCGAAGAUGGAGAAGGCGCAGGCCGUGGUGGACGAGAUCGAGCAUCAAGUGCGUCACAGCAAGAAGCUGCUCACGCGCUUCACGAAGCUGCUGCUCAGCGUGGAGCUGAAGAUGUACGUGCAGAAGCAGUCGGUGGCCAUCCUCACCGCCUUCUCCAAGUACGCAGCCUGCUCGCACGUCUCGUAUCAGGAGCAGCUGCCCGUGUGGGAGGUGCUGGGCCGCGAGAUCUACACGGAGUACGAGAAGCUGUACAACAACUACAAAGAGGAGUUCGAGAAGUUGCGACAGCUGGGAGAUGAGGACGACGAUAUCGAAGAGCUGGAUUCUUCCGAGUCCGAUAAGGAGGAGGAGGAGGCUGCAAAGAAAAAGCCGAAGUUGGGAUUGUUUGGUAGAAAGGAGAAGAAGGAGGAAAAGGAGGAGGAAAAGAAGAAGAAGAAGAACGACGACGAUGACGAUGACGACGACGUUUCUAGCAUUUCCGAGGUGGACUCCAGCGUGUCAGACGUUGAUAGCAUUUCGAGCGAUGUGGAUGAAAUCAGCGAUUCUGACAGCGAGUCGGAUCUUUAAGCAUGCUUUCUCUACUUGAUUUGUUUGCAU